AACACCCACAACCGGCUGCGCUAAAAAAUAAUAAUGAUCUAUGAUAGGCCGUUCAGUAUUCGCAGAUCGUCCGAGCAGGCCAAGUCGAUAACAUUCGAACCGCGCCGCGCCCAAAUAUAACAACAAUAAAAAUUAUAAUUUUUUUAAUAAUAAUUAAUGUGUCGAAGUGUAAGUCGUACUUGUCGCAGUCUCUGUUGCAGCCCCUAAUUCUGUUGCAGUCGUUGCGAUCGUAACCUACAAAAAGAUGCGGUCGACAGCGAUCGUCGUGAUGGCAGCUCUCCUGUUGUUUUCAGGCGAAGCCGUGGCCGGCGGCGUGGCCAAGCGGUGGACGCCCGACGUGGACUUCGAAGCGCCGCGCAACUGGGACGCGGGACACGUCCCGUCGUCCGUGGACGUGGCCGUGUUCCAGGAGGACACAUUGGUCCCGGUGGUGGUGCCGGCCGCCGGUGUGGACGUGUGCGAGAUCGUGUUGCCCGUCAACGGUCAGCUGAUCUUGGAGCCCAACGCCCGCUUGGGCAUCUCCGCGUCGUCCCAAGCGAUGGGCGGUUGUACGGGACAGACUGUGAUGUUUAAACAAAACGCUCCGAUGGAAUGGGUGGAUCCGGACAACUGGUCGAGUGAAAAUAUUAACAUAGCAACGCCACACGUGGAACGGAUACCUUGCGUACACGAUACCGUCGUGUUUAACCCUGGUCAUUCAUUUUCGGUCAUCGUGCCCGACGUUCCAAUCACCAUUGGAUCAAUGAAGUACGGGAACCAAACGUUCGGUCUAAAUGAAUUGAACGAAUUUCUUUUGUCGGACGUCGGCGACCAAGAACUAAAGAGUUCUUCCACCGACAACGAUGUGUCCAUUACAUUGACGUCGACGCUCUGCGAAGAUAGUACAGGAUGUGAAUGCGGUACUCAACAACUUUUUGACCAAGUAUGCAAAGUGGCUUCAAAGCGCUGUUAUAGUAAAUUAGGCUGCAUAAGUCCAGUGAAACCAAUCGGCCAUUGUUGUUGGACUUGUGGAGCUUAUUUUUUAAUUAAUUACAACCCAAAUAGUUUUAUUGAAGAAAAAUUCAGUGAAGAAUUUAAAAAAGACAUAGUAAAAUUAAACUCAACAUUUGAAAAAUAUCAACUUUCUUAUUAUAUGAGUAAACUGUUGAACGGAAAAAUCCAAGUUGUAUUGGCGAGUGAUGCAAAAUAUGUGGAUGAAAUAAGUGAAAUAGCUAACACUAUACACUCGUUGCUGAAUUCUUAUCGGGGCGUGACGAAUGUGAACAUGUUCAACUCGGGGCUGUCGUAUGACGCUGACGGGAUGACAUACGGUCAAAUAGCCCUAACCACAUGUAUCGUCAUAUUUUCCUGCAUGUUGGCAAUUAUGGUUUACUACAACAAAGACUGGAAAUCGCUAUUGUCAGGUUCCGGGUCUAGUACUGGUGCUGUAUUCGUAAAAUUCAAAAACGAUACUAACGAUGCAGUGGAACUAAUCGAUGAAGACGUCCGAUUGCAACGUAAGACUUCGUUCGACAACCCCACUUAUGGAGCAGUGGAGAGUAUGAAAAAAUCACAGACGUUUAGAAAAAUCCAUUCGUAUUCAGAUCUAUCUGUUUCGACGACACAGAGUGAAGCCAUGGAUGUAGAACUGAAAGAAACUUUCGAACAAAAGUAAUAAUAUUAUGAAUUCAUAAAAUACUUAUGUGUACGUUUAUUAAUUGGCUUAUAAUAUAUAACUGUAUAAGUGUAACAAAUAAUAAUAAUAUUUUAUUCUUUAACAUUACUCAUAAUUGAAUCCAUCCGAAUCGAAUAUGAAUCAGACUUGUGCUAUGUUUUGAGUGUAUCAUUUUCGCUGUACAUGAUUAUUCAAAUAAAACUUUUACCUAUUCAAAUCGUGUAAAA
Messenger RNA from Aphis gossypii (cotton aphid), 1881 nucleotides. Its product is annotated as protein amnionless. Gene Ontology annotation, cellular component: apical plasma membrane; endocytic vesicle. The coding region runs from base 245 to 1654 and encodes 469 amino acids. Gene Ontology annotation, biological process: receptor-mediated endocytosis; intracellular protein localization. NCBI's taxonomy places the organism in Eukaryota, Metazoa, Arthropoda, Insecta, Hemiptera, Aphididae. The transcript is spliced from 8 exons. The record is from RefSeq and is a predicted model, not a curated record.